Cyphomyrmex costatus is the source of this 916-nucleotide messenger RNA. RefSeq names its product meiotic nuclear division protein 1 homolog. The coding region runs from base 220 to 855 and encodes 211 amino acids. NCBI's taxonomy places the organism in Eukaryota, Metazoa, Arthropoda, Insecta, Hymenoptera, Formicidae. The transcript has 5 exons. Gene Ontology annotation, biological process: reciprocal meiotic recombination. Gene Ontology annotation, molecular function: double-stranded DNA binding. Gene Ontology annotation, cellular component: nucleus. The record is from RefSeq and is a predicted model, not a curated record.
ACUGAGUUCUUUACCAUUUUUUAGUCCAAUAUGGCGCUCUAGAGCUGUCACGUCGUUGCACGUCGUAACAACAUUUGUUUUAUAUAAAAGCUGCGCAAUCUGUACUUAAGAAAUAGUAGUCCACAGGCACGUAGUUUGCAUGAAGAAACAGCGUGGAGUUCUUAAAAUUAGAUUUAGAUGUCUAAUUAAAACAUAAUUACGAUACAAAAAUCGACGUACAUGUGUGGCGUGCAUACCAUGUCAAAAAAGAAAGGAGUUUCUCUUGAUGAAAAACGUACGAGAAUGUUGCAAAUAUUUUAUGAGAAGAAAGAAUUUUUCACAUUAAAGGAGCUUGAAAAGAUCGCGCCAAAGGAAAAAAACAUUGUAGUACAAGCUGUCAAAGAUGUAUUACAAGCUUUAGUGGAUGAUGGUUUAGUAAGAUCUGAAAAAAUUGGUACUUCUAUAUAUUUCUGGAGAUUCCCAGGAGAAAAUAUUACUACAACAGAGCGUAGAAUAGCUAAUACAAGCAAGAAAUUAGUAGAAGUAGAAUUUAAAUUGGAGAAACUAAAAGAAGAGAUAGAGAAAGAAAAGAAACUGAAGAAUGAUACAGAAGAAAAGAGAAAGCUAUUGGAAGAAGUAGAACAAUUAAAGAAAGAAGAACAAGAGAUACAGAAACAAAUUGCAAAAUUCAGCAGCAUUGAUCCAGAAGUAAUUGCAGAAAUGGAUAAAAAAACUAAGAAAUACAAAGAGGUGACCAACAUAUGGACGGACAACAUUUUUGCUAUACAAAGUUGGUGCAAAAAUAAAUUUAGCAUUUCGGAGCAAGAUCUUAAUAAACAAUUUAACAUUCCUGAGGACUUAGACUACAAAGAAUGAAUCAGUUUGUUAGCUCAUGUAACUGGUUGUCAAUAAAUUAAAUAAAUUAUUUUUUUCUACA